Messenger RNA from Culex quinquefasciatus (southern house mosquito), 3775 nucleotides. It is a transcript of the gene ksr, whose product is annotated as kinase suppressor of Ras 2. The coding region runs from base 28 to 2523 and encodes 831 amino acids. The transcript has a single exon. Lineage: Eukaryota; Metazoa; Arthropoda; Insecta; Diptera; Culicidae. Gene Ontology annotation, biological process: protein phosphorylation. The record is from RefSeq and is a predicted model, not a curated record. Gene Ontology annotation, molecular function: ATP binding; protein kinase activity.
GAGGAGAUACGAAGGCUUGUGCGCGCCAUGAGCAAUUUAAGACGUUGCCGUAACCAACUACAAGCGGGUGAACUCAAGGAACCGGCAAACUUGUUUUGGGAUUCGUGGGAUAGGCAUUCAACCCAUUAUCGUGCGUCUCCCAGAAUUAGUCGAUCUCAGCCAAGAAACGCUGCUAAAUCAUCACAUAUCGCGAAUCGUUCCAAUGAAGUUGUGGAAAGUCCCGUUGAACUCGUGCCGCCCGGAGUGGCCUCCGCGGACGUCGCUGCAGAUCUGUCACUUCAACCGCAUAACGUGUUAUCACCCGAGGAAGGAUCUACGUGUACGUUAACUCCAUCGCCAUCGCCUCCCACGUCUCCGACUGAGGUAGCACUGAAUAAGCAGACAAAGAAAGGAUUUCCGACAACACCGCCGCCGAGGAAGAAACAUCAAACACACAUUCGGUCCCCGGCGACACAGCAGUUUAACAGUGCAACAGCUCAUCAAAUUUCCCAGAACAAUAACAGUAUCACAGCAGUGAUUCCCAUUACAGUAAAUACCAACAGCGACCAGGUCGUGUCUCUUACCAAAUCCAAGUCACACGAAUCACAGUUCCUUUCUAAUCAACCUUUGCAGUCAACGGAAACUAUCAACGUCAAUCAGCAGAACAUGGUCAACUCUAACAAUAUCACAUCGAGCUUACAACCCCAGUCUACGACGAACAACGGAAGUGCUCCUGUAUCAACGGUUCGUACACGACUCCACACGGAGCCAACGCCGGAUCAGCAGCAUUCGAUGGAAUCUUCAGACAACUCAUUCGCUUCAUUCCAAAACACUUCCAUGCCUCCCAAGUCACCAUGCACACCAAUCAUUACGCGUGGGAUGGGCCACAUGAUUCAACAUCGAUUCACCAAAAAAUUCAAGGUAACAACAAGCACGUGCGAUCUGUGUAACAAGCAAAUGUUCUUCGGCUUUAAGUGUACAGAGUGUAAAUAUCGUUGCCAUAAGGACUGCAAAUCGAAUGUUCCACCUUCGUGCGGGCUGCCACCGGAGUUUGUUGAGGAGUUCAAGAAAACUCUUCGUUCAGACACGUUGAUGCCGAACGUGUCACCUAAUCUUCCGAGGGGAGUUUAUGCGAGAGACCGUAACCGUGUACCGAUGCACGGCAUACAUGGUGGACCGGACAGUAGCUCUGCGGGUUCUAGUUGUAACAGCUCGUCCCCUUCGAGUCCGGCUUUGCUGUCACUACCACCACAAACACCAGCCACUUCAAAACAUUCUCAAUUCAACUUCCCUGAAAUAUCCGGCGGAAAUCAUUUAAAUCAAAUUUCCGAACGCGAUGGUAUAACGAUCGAAACCCACCCCAUCAACAACAACAGCAAAUCGGUUGCAGCCGGAACAGAGUUGACUGGACACCAUCCGAAUCGAAUACCGAAACUGCAUCUCUCCAAGCUGCCGGAAUCACACCAGAGCAACGACAGCGACAAAACAGGCUCUACAAGUGCUGCAAGUACAGACUCAUCUUCGGAGCGUACGCCAAUAAGAUUGGACUCUACCGAGGAGCGCGAGAGUGACAAUUGGCCUCGCCAAAACAGCCUUUCCCUCAAGGAAUGGGACAUUCCAUAUGACGAUCUCAAACUGCUUGAAAAGAUUGGCAACGGUCGUUUCGGAACGGUCCACCGGGCUCUCUGGCACGGUGAUGUGGCAGUAAAAGUACUAAAAGAGGACUACGUAGCGGACGACAGCACGUUGGAGGCGUUCAAAUUGGAGGUGGCCACAUUCAAAAAAACCCGCCACGAGAAUGUCGUGCUAUUUAUGGGUGCGUGCAUGAAACCUCCCAGAUUAGCCAUAGUAACAUCGCUAUGCAAAGGCAACACACUCUACACGCAUAUUCACAUACGAAAGGAUAAGUUCAACCUGAAUCGCACCACAAUAGUCGCUCAGCAGAUUUCACAGGGAAUGGGUUAUUUGCACGCUCGAGGUAUCGUUCACAAAGACCUAAGAACAAAGAAUAUCUUUCUUGAAAACGGCAAAGUGAUAAUAACUGAUUUUGGCCUAUUUAGCGCCACCAAACUAUUGUAUUGUGAUCUAGGUUUAGGAAUACCAAGCGGCUGGCUUUGCUACUUAGCGCCAGAGUUGAUUAGAAAACUUACCUCGUAUCGCCCAAUUGAAGGGGAUUUGCCUUUUUCGAAAGCGUCUGAUAUUUUUGCGUUCGGUACUGUUUGGUACGAGCUGCUUUGCGGAGAGUUUCCGUUUAAAUCUCAGUCGCCAGAGUCCGUCAUUUGGCAAGUUGGGCGUGGCAUGAAGCAAACACUGGCCAACUUGCAAGCAUCACGGGAUGUCAAGGACAUUCUUAUGAUCUGUUGGACGUACCAAGCAGACGAUAGACCAGAUUUUCAAAAAACUUUUGUCCUUGCUCGAAAAACUACCCAAAAAAGCGCCUUGCUAGGUCACCCUCACAUCCAGUUCAACUGUCUCGUUCCGCUGAGUCUGUUUUCUAAACAUAAAUUCAAUAUUGGCAUCAAUGCUACAAAGACUACGAAAUAAAUAUUAUGAAAAGAAAAUGUUUAUCUAACCGUUUGAAAGAAGUUGUAGGCAAGGAACUUUUACUAACAGGAGUUAUUUAGGACAACCUAGUAAUAGAUAAAUCUCCGACAGUUGCGUGAAGUGAACUUCUGUCGCGUAGGAUAAAUACAUCUAAAAUGGGGCACGUAACAUGGUACUGAAUUCAACAAGUAAUGUGAUGUUUGACCUUGGAUACCAAUGAUGCUGAUGUCUAGUGUAGAUAUCCUAAGUAAAUGUACAGUAUUUUAUGCUGAGUUGCUGGUUCCUGAUUUGAUGCCAUGUAUUAUGUUUUAAGCUUUGUUAAAAACACGUUGAAGCAAUGUUUUGACCCAUGUCACUGUGAGCUUGGAAAAAGAAACCAAGGAGUUAAGGUCUAAAAAAUCUCAAAACAGUUUGUUAAAGUUCAAGUUUGAUUAUUGCUUAUUUACUGCAUUAUAUCAGGUACCGACAAAUCUGUGUAUUCUUAUAAGGGUUAACUAACUACAACUGGUUACACUUUUGACUUAACCUGCAUGGAUUAAGACCAAAACAUAGAGAGCGUUCAUCUAUCGAUAAUUGCGAAGUUUGGUGCCGAUAUGACCGAACACUGUUUUUUUUUAAAUUGUUACAAAGUUACAUAUCGACGCAAACUUUUCAAAUUACGCUAUGUACAUAAGCUUUGCGUAAGACACAGCAAUUGUUAGCGACAAGUGAGCCAAAAAACUGGUACAGCACCAACAUUACAAAAAUGCUCCAAUUGGCACCAACUUAGGAUUUCCGUUUACUAUCGAUGGAUUAACUUUUCCCUUAUGUUGAUUUUGUCCAAAAUUGUAAUCAAUCGAGAAACAAACCAUACAAAAUGGUAUAAUAAUAUUGAGAAAUAUAGGAAGAGGCAAACGAACUGUUCUCGAAAAUACGAUUCCAUUCAAGAACAUAAAAGAGCAUUUCUCUACGUUUUUUGGAAAAUGAUCAAAUUUCAUUUUUUGUAUUUCAAUAAAACUUUUAAUUUUUCAUUCGAUUUGUAAAAAAAAAGCAUUUGAGCCAAUAUCACGAUGAACGGUAAAAAAAGCAUGGUAUUUUUGUGUUUCUGGAAUAAGUUUUACAUGUGAGUAGGGUACAGUAGUCAUCAAUGAGACAAUGAUUGGGAACAAUGGUAAAAUGGUUCUCACAAGUCGUAGUUUCAACCAAUCAGGCUCAUAUUUUGGGGAAAGGUGUGUCUACUGGAUACACGUCUGUCAUUAUAGUGACAUUGGUU